AUGAUUCUUGGGAGAGUGGGUAUAGAAAGAAUUCUUGAUAUUCAGAAAGAAAUGAUGUGGUUAUUGGAGCCUGCAUGCAAAGCGUCCAGCCCUCAGCUAGCAGACAGUAAAAAAGGCAGUGCACGUAACACAGGGAAGAAAGCUCCGCCACCAGUUUUAAAAAGAAUAUCACACUUGGGCUGCCUAACAACAGGGUUUGAUACUCUAGAACAACCUCUGGUCUUAGUGCAAACAGCUUGCCGGAACAUAGGCCUGGAACUAGGAAUAGAUGUUUAUUUAGCAAUUAACUGUGCUGCUCAUGAAUUGAUGGACUAUACAAAAGGAAAAUAUGAAACACUCACUGGAACACUCAAGAGUCCUGAAGAACUAGUUGAUAUGUAUGUGGACCUGAUUAAUAAAUAUCCCUUUAUUAUUGCAUUAGUAGAUCCUCUGAGGAAAGAGGACUGCCAGCAGUGGAGUAAUAUAUGUAAUAUGCUUAGUUCCAAAUGCUACCUGAUUGCAGAAGAUGCAUCUAAAAUUAUUUCUAAACUUGUAAUAGACCAAAAUAUACAAGUACCAAAAUGCAGUGGUCUUGUAGUAAAAUAUACAAACCAAACCACGAUAACAGAUCUGAUAGAACUUACAAGAAUUCUAGAUGGACAAAGACAUAUUACCAUAUUAGGAAGUCCAGAUGGAGAAUCUUCUGAUGAUAGCCUUGUAGAUCUGGCUGUUGGACUGGGCGCCAGGUUUAUCAAGUUGGGAGGUCUUUCCCGUGGAGAGAGGGUGACCAAAUACAACCGCCUUCUUGCUAUAGAGGAAGAACUGGCCAAGAAUGGAGCGCUGCGUUCAGGAGAAAAGUAUCUUGAAUUUGUUGAUUUUGCUGAAGAAGCAAUACUGAUAGAUGCAGAACUUGAUGCACUUCCUCCAACAAAGCAGGGCCAGAUGCUUCCCCAGUCUGCCCAGCCAUCACUGGCUGAGGACUAGGACUCCUCUCACAGGACAGCACAUUCCACCUGACUUGAUGGAUGCAUCAGCAUCACUUCAAUGGAUUUGGAGCCAGAGCAAUUAAUAGUCUGGUCCUGCAAGGUGCUAAGAACCCUCAGCUGUCAGUGAAGUCACCUGGAAUUGUGAGUCCACAGCACCUCAGGAGAUGGACUGUAAAUUUUGGGGUUUAUGUUCUGAUGUGUCAUUAGAUUGACAAGGGAAAUCCACACACUUAUACAGAGCCUUCCUGGACACACUGUGUAGUGGCAAGGUCCCUUCAUGCAGGUACAAUGGUAGUAUCAGGUUUUUAUGGACAACCUAUAUUUAGGGCAAUAGUGUACCAAACUUGAAUCCUUGUAUUCAUAUUAAGUUUGACCUGUUACAUUUAUCUAACAAAUUAUUUUAAAUACCUCCAAAUUCAACUAUGACUUUCAAUUUUCAUUCCUAUUCACCAAUACAGUACUGUUUUUACAGGUUUUUAGUCUAGGAAUAAUUAAGGCUAAAGUAUAUGUUGGUACAUGAAUUUUAGGCAGGGUAAACGUGCAACACUAAACUCAUUCCAGCAAGCAACUCGUUUCUUAUCCUGCAUAUCCCUUAAUACAGUUAAAUACUUGUGACUACUCUGAGUGAGAUAUUUUAAAGCCACUCUAACCUGACCUCUUCAUGUACUCACUGGAGUAUUGCCUUCAAUGGGAACAGUGCUAAGCUGUUAAUGAGCAUUUUUUGAUACUUUCAUCCUCCAUUUCAAACAACAGUUUGUGAUGCAGUACUGGAUGUUUUAAUAAAGGCUCAGCUUCUCUAAGCAUUGGUAUUUACACAAAUGUCUGUCGUUAUAUAAGGUUUCACUUGUCUGUAGAGAUGUGAAAACAAACAUUUAAAAAAACCAAAAAAACAGAGCUGCUUUGUCCAACACUUGCUCAAUACCUCUCUUAUGUCUAGUCCAGAAGAAAAACAUAUUAUUCCAGCAACUGAUGGCUAGCUAUGCCACUGCAAACCCCAUGCAUAGAAUAAAGGUAGAAAUUUG
Alligator sinensis (Chinese alligator) is the source of this 1987-nucleotide messenger RNA. It is a transcript of the gene ENO4, whose product is annotated as enolase 4. Gene Ontology annotation, biological process: glycolytic process. The record is from RefSeq and is a predicted model, not a curated record. The coding region runs from base 1 to 963 and encodes 320 amino acids. Gene Ontology annotation, cellular component: phosphopyruvate hydratase complex. Gene Ontology annotation, molecular function: magnesium ion binding; phosphopyruvate hydratase activity. The transcript is spliced from 9 exons. Lineage: Eukaryota; Metazoa; Chordata; Crocodylia; Alligatoridae.